Molecule: messenger RNA, 3579 nt
Organism: Calliphora vicina (urban bluebottle blowfly)
Lineage: Eukaryota; Metazoa; Arthropoda; Insecta; Diptera; Calliphoridae
Product: SCY1-like protein 2
Exons: 5
Coding region: 194-2830 (878 amino acids)
Biological process (GO): protein phosphorylation
Molecular function (GO): protein kinase activity; ATP binding
Source: RefSeq, a predicted model, not a curated record
GUGUGAUAAAGUGAAGAAAAAAACAAUAAAAAGGAAAAUUUUGCGAAAAAGUGAACAUUUUUUAGGAAAUUUCCCUUAAAAAUUUAUAAAAUUAACUUUAAUUACCUGGAAAAACAAAGUGCAAUAUUUUUAAACUUUUAAGCUACCCCAUUUAAAUCCCAUUCACUCCUUUUUCCAACAAAAACCGCAAGAAAUGGAUGUUAUAAAUAAAUUUUAUUCCACGGUACACACCACCGUCUCCCAGCUGUCCGGAGUUUUGCCAGGCAACAAUGUAACCCGUGAAUAUGAGGUGUUAGAACAAACCUGCACUGCUGGUGGCGGUUUGCUGUGGAAAGUCUAUAAUGGCUUUAAGAAGUCAACCAAACAGGAAGUGUCAGUAUUUGUGUUUGAAAAGAAGUCUUUGGAUCGUUGGUCCAAGGAGGACAAAGAGGCCAUAUUGGAGUCUAUGCGUAGGGGUGUGCAGCAGCUAACGAAAAUAAGACAUCCUCAUGUUUUGACCGUACAACAUCCUCUCGAAGAAAGUCGUGACUCAUUGGCUUUUGCCACCGAACCUGUUUUCGCCUCACUGGCCAAUGUGGUGGGUGAUCAGGUUAGGGCGGAAAAGAAGUUAUAUGAUGUUGAAAUACGCCAUGGCUUACUGCAGCUAUUCGAUGGUUUGCAAUUUCUACACAACGAUGCCAAAAUAGUGCAUCGCAAUAUUUGUGCCGAGACAAUAGUGAUUAAUAAAAAUCGUUCUUGGAAAUUGUUUGGUUUUGAUUUUUGUGUCGCCAAUCAGCCUCAACCGGAUGGCAAACCAUAUUGGCCCUGCAAGGAGUAUUCCACUUCCAUACACAUGUUGGCCCAACCUGCCCUGGAGUAUUGUGCACCGGAAAUUGCCUUAAAUAAUAUAAAUUCCACAGAUAGUGAUCUCUUUGCUUUGGGGGUGCUUAUAUUUACCAUUUAUUCGGGUAAACCUAUGAAAAUGUUUGGCAACGAUUAUAGUGCCUUUAGGAGGUAUGCUAAUGAGCUGAAUCAACGUAAGUAUCCACCCAUGAAUGUGGUGCCCAGUGAAUUGACAGAGAGUUUAAAGGCAUUGCUGCAUCCUAGUCCACAUUUAAGGCCCAAAUUGCAUGAAUUGAAAGAGGUCACCUAUUUCCAUGAUGUGGGCGUCAAGACUCUCAGCUACUUGGACUCUUUGUAUCAAUGGGAUAAUCUGCAAAAAUCUAAAUUUUACAAAGGUCUUCCCCAAAUUAUACCCACUCUACCGCAUCGUGUCAAUCUACACUCGAUUUUACCCUAUCUGGUUAAAGAAUUCGUCAAUUCGCCCAUGAUACCCUUUGUAUUGCCCAAUGUUUUACUCAUUGCCGAAAUGAGCAGCCAAAAAGAAUAUUGUGACCAUAUCCUACCCCACCUUAAGCCAAUCUUUAAGCUCACCGAUCCCAUACAAAUUCUAUUGAUUUUUAUGCAAAAAAUGGACUUACUACUAAAACUAACACCAGCCGAAGAAGUCAAAAUGCAUGUGCUGCCUCUACUAUAUCGUUCUCUAGAGUGUGAUAUGCCCCAAAUACAAGAAUUGUGUCUAAAUGUUUUACCCACAUUUUCCACACUCAUCGAUUAUAAUGCCAUGAAAAAUGCAGUGAUACCGCGCAUAAAAAAAUUAUGCCUGAUGAGUUCCAAUGUUUCAGUUAAAGUGAAUUGUUUAAUAUCCAUUGGCAAACUAUUAGAAAAUCUAGAUAAAUGGUUGGUAUUGGAUGAAAUAUUGCCGUUUUUGCAACAAAUACAAAGUCGUGAACCGGCCAUAGUAAUGGCCAUAAUAGGUAUUUACAAAAUCGCCAUGACCAAUACAAAAUUGGGCAUUACCAAAGACGUUAUGGCCCAUAAGUGUAUACCAUUUUUGAUACCAUUGAGUGUGGAAAAUGGUCUAACUAUUGCUCAAUUCAAUACUAUAGUGGCUUUGAUUAAGGAAAUGUUUUCUCGUGUGGAAAAAGAGCAGCGGGAAAAACUGGAGCAAUUGUCUACUAUACAAAGGGAUAAUAGACCCAAAGAUGCUUCUGAAAUUUUGGCUGGCGAAUUGGAGAAAUCUUCUAUGAAGAGCGGAGGUGUUAGCAAUAACGAUGACAUGUUUUCUGGCUUUUCGCUUAGUCAAUCUUCUAAUAAUAAAUCUCAAUCUGUGGCUGCCAACUCAAACUCUAUGCAGCUUAAUAAACCUAAAGAACAGUUAAAAAUUGCCCACAACUCCACAGCCAAACCGGACAUCUUAUCUUCUCUUAUGACUUCAAGUCUCUCCAAUAUGUCCAACAGCAACAACAUUUCCAAGCCGGUUAAUAAUCUACACAACCCCUACAAUUCCAAUACCAACAGCAACGACAACUCUAGCACUAACAAUUGGCAACAAAAUACAAAUACCUGGCACAGUGCCAAUCCUUUAGUAAUGAAUCAUCAAUUACCUCCACCCUCAACAGCAACAACGGCAGCGACCCCCAAUAACAACUCAGCAACCAACAAUAGUUUCUCUUCGCUCGAUGAUUUGGAUCCCUUUGGCAACACCAAACAAAAACAUCAGCAGCAACAACAGCAUAGCAACUCAAACACCCAAGCCAAUACCUAUACAUUGCAAAAGCCCACUGUUGAUUAUAUUUAUCCGGUGGGUUAUCAACAGAUUAAAUCAAAUGCCAGCACCCCCUUAAUGGGCAACAAUUCCAUGCCCAUGAAUAUGAAUUCCCUAAUGAAUUCUAAUUCUAGCAUGGCUCCCUUAAUGCCUCAAACAUCUGCAACAACGAAUGCUCAAUCUCAUGAUUCCAAUAGUUUUAACACCUUGAGUCAACAAGACAUUUUGAGUUUUUUAAAUUAAGAAAGCAAACAAAGGAAAGGAAAUUUGAAAAAUUCCAUCUACUAAUUAAUGGUUGGUUAAACAUAAAAACUUCUUGUGAUUUAUUGUAUUUGUAAAAAAGAAAAACUAACAAAUUGUGUCAAAGAAAACCACAUUCCCUUAAGAUUAUCUUAACUACUAUAUUCAUAGAGACUAUAUUUAUUAUAUUAUUGUUGUUAUUUUUUUUUGUGUAAUUUUAAAAGUGUAUGCUGCGCCGUAAGAAAAAACUGUUUUUAUUCUCACUUUGUCCUAGUUGGGGUAAUGAAAAAUAUCAGAAAUUUUGUUUUACAACAAUCUUUAAAAUCAUUUUCUAUGUUUUGUAACAAACUCAAAAAUAUUUUGUCCAUUAUUUGUCAUUAAUUUUUAAUAAUGAUGAAAGCAAAGUGUAUGUUUUAUAUACUACAUAUUUUUAAAACAUAAUUUAUUUAAAAAUAAAAUAAAAACUUAACGUAUAAAUUAAACUACCGGUGUAUACGUUUAGUUACUAUUUUCACUUUCUUUUUUAUAAAAAUAUAUAAAACAAAUAGUAAAAAUAUUAUUUAAACGUAUAAACUUAAAACUAUAUCGUAAAUUAUUAUAUAAAUAUAUAUCAUUAUACUAUGAUAAAACAAACGAAACAUUUUAUUCAAACAUUUUUUUGUAGUGUAGUUAAAAUCAAUUAACAAAUUGUAUAUUUUAAUCGAAAAAAUAAUAAUAAUAAAUAUUAAACAACAACAAAAAAAACAAUCAAA